AUGAGCUAUACCAGGGAAGUUGCAAUACAGAUUGACCUAGCAGAGUUUCAGGAAAAUGCUGAGCAGAAACUGAGAAUCAAGAUCAGUGGUGAUGGAGCCAAAAUGACUAGGAUGACCAGCUUUGUGAUUAUGUCAUUCUCUUUACUUGACAAUGAUGAUGUAAUGUCAUCCAAAGGUAGUCACACAAUUGGAGUAGUAAAAGGGGUGGAAAGCUAUGAACUUCUAAGGGAUUCGUUUAAAGAUGUAUUCAACACAAUCAAUCAGAUAGUCAAGGAUGGGAAAAUUUCUAUAAAGGAUCACAAUAUCCCAGUUGAACUUCUACUUGGUGGUGAUUACAAGUUUCUUUUGUUACUUCUUGGGAUGAAGAGUGCCACAUCUGAUCAUUCUUGCAUUUGGUGUACUAUUCAUAAGAACAACAGAUUUGAUAUGUCAAAGUCACAAGAAUACUAUUCCCAUCCACCCAUGAGCAGAACCUUGGAAGAGAUUAAAAAGUGUGCCUUGAAGCAGAAUCUCUCUUGUGUACACCCACCACUAGUAGAUAUUCCUUUGCAAAAUAUAGUCCUUGAUGAACUACAUGUGAUGCUAAGAGUAACAGACAUCUUAACCAGGAAUUUAGUUACUGCAGCUAUUAGCUGGGACAAGAAAGAAAAUUAUGAUAGACGACCAUGUGAAAGAACAAAUCUGCAUGUUGAAGCCUUAUUGUCUGCUAUUAAUAGCUGUGGUGUGUGUUUCAAAAUUUGGGAGAAGAAAGAUGCAGAUGGAAAAGGUAGUGGGACAUAUGACUUUACAAGUCUUAUGGGUUCUGAUAAGAAGCUACUCUUGUCAAAUCUACCAGAAAAGUUGGAUGGAGUGGUUGAUGAAGGCACAAGUGCCACAGUUAUAAAGAUUUGGAAGGAUUUCAGCGAGAUAUAUCAAAUGUUGAAUGAGCAAAAUCCCUCUGAUGAAUAUAUUACAAGCUAUUUUGAGAAGGCAAAGGCGUGGAUUCUCCUCUUUACUUCAUUGGGGGGGAUAUGCGAGGGUUAUGGAAAGGCAAAUGUAACUCCAUACAUGCAUUCCAUGGUCUAUCAUGUCCCACGCUUUAUGAAAACUCAUACUGGCGUAAAGAGAUUCACUGGACAAGGAACUGAAGAAAAUAAUGAUGACUGCCGAAGAAUACAUUUACGCAAGUCAAAUAAGUGGGAUGCUGCAGGAGAUGUUUUGUACGUCAUGAAGAGAGUUGAAGCAAUCUCGGAACAUGAACGAACUCCUAGGGCUUAUACAAAGAGGAGUGCACAAUACUGGGAAAAUGACUUGCUGGAAAGACGAGAAAAACACAAGCGACUUGGCAAAACACAGAGAAUUGGCAACCCAUCCCAAGCGGCAGUCCAACAUAAUAUAGAGCAAUUGUCACCAGCAGAGCUGCGAAAGCAGCUUAAAACUUUGGGAGUUUCAACCCGAGCACGGAAUCUGAAACGGCUUCAACAAAUGUACCAAGAUGCAUUAAAUCAAGUCACCAACUCAUCAGAUUGA
Molecule: messenger RNA, 1509 nt
Organism: Dendronephthya gigantea
Lineage: Eukaryota; Metazoa; Cnidaria; Anthozoa; Malacalcyonacea; Nephtheidae
Exons: 9
Coding region: 1-1509 (502 amino acids)
Source: RefSeq, a predicted model, not a curated record